Messenger RNA from Trichechus manatus latirostris (Florida manatee), 1840 nucleotides. RefSeq names its product serpin family F member 1 (gene SERPINF1). NCBI's taxonomy places the organism in Eukaryota, Metazoa, Chordata, Mammalia, Sirenia, Trichechidae. The record is from RefSeq and is a predicted model, not a curated record. Gene Ontology annotation, biological process: negative regulation of endopeptidase activity; negative regulation of angiogenesis; positive regulation of neurogenesis. Gene Ontology annotation, molecular function: serine-type endopeptidase inhibitor activity. The coding region runs from base 447 to 1703 and encodes 418 amino acids. The transcript is spliced from 9 exons.
GCCUGAGUGGUGUUAAGGUCUCUAUUUUGCACUGCAGAAAGCUUUUCCUGUUGUUUUAACGGAAGAUUCUGCCCUGAGUGGCAGGGGUAGACAUGUGGAAGAGCAGCUGGCUAAGAAUACAGGGGUGGUAGAACUCACACUUUGAGAUGUCAGCCUGAGAUCAGUGUGCAGAAAGAAAGCCAGGCUGCUUUCCACCGGCAAUCCAGCCUUAAGCUGAGCAAACUCAGGAGGAGAGGGGAGCAGAGGCAGGAGAGUCAAAGUAGCUGAGAUUGUAAAUUCCUGACUUGGCAAUAUGGAUGGAGGGAGAAAAUGGACUAGGCAAAGGUCCUGGAUGCUGAGGCCUUGUCCUACUUUCUAACCAGAAAGCCUCUCGGGAGAUCCUAUCUGAACCUCGCUGGUUGCCUUUGUCCCCUGCCACCCCCAGAUCCUGACUCCAGGGGCCCAGGAUGCAGGCCCUCAUACUGCUCCUCUGGACUGGAGCCUUCCUCGGGCAUGGCAGCUCCCAGAACACCGGCGGGAGUCUGGAGGAGGGCUCCCCAGCCCCUGACACCACAGGGAUACCAGUGGAAGAGGAGGAUCCCUUCUUCAAGGUCCCCGUGAACAAGCUGGCAGGGGCCAUCUCCAACUUUGGCUAUGACCUUUACCGUGUGAGAUCCAGCAUGAGCCCUGCUGCCAACGUGCUCAUGUCUCCGCUCAGCGUGGCCACGGCACUCUCUGCCCUGUCACUGGGAGCGGGACAGCGAACAGAGUCCACCAUCCACCGGGCUCUCUACUACGACCUAAUCAACAACGCAAACAUCCACAGCACCUACAAGGAACUCCUUGCCACCGUCACGGCCCCACAGAAGAACCUCGACAGUGCUUUCCGGAUCAUGUUCGAGAGGAAGCUGCGGAUAAAAACGAGCUUUGUUUCGCCACUGGAAAAGUCAUAUGGGACCAGGCCCCGAUUCCUGACUGGCAACCCUCACGUGGACCUCCGGGAGAUUAAUAACUGGGUGCAGGCCCAGACGAAAGGGAAGAUUGCUAGCUCCACAAGGGAAAUGCCCAAUGGAAUCAGCAUUCUCCUUCUUGGUGUGGCUUACUUCAAGGGGCAGUGGGUAACCAAGUUUGAUACCAGAAAGACCUCCCUCGCAGAUUUCCAUCUGGAUGAAGAGAGGACCGUGAGAGUCCCCAUGAUGUCAGAUCCUAAGGCUGUUUUACGCUAUGGUUUGGAUUCUGACCUCAACUGUAAGAUUGCCCAGCUGCCCUUGACUGGAAGCAUGAGUAUCAUCUUCUUCCUGCCCCAGAAACCAACCCAGAAUUUGACCAUGAUAGAAGAGAGCCUCACCUCUGAGUUCGUUCAUGAUAUAGACCGAGAACUGAAGACUGUCCAAGCAGUUCUGACCAUCCCUAAGCUGAAGCUGAGUUAUGAAGGCGAAGUCACCAAGUCCCUGCAGGAGAUGACGCUCCAGUCCUUGUUUGAUUCACCAGACUUUAGCAAGAUCACAGGCAAGCCCAUCAAACUUACUCAAGUGGAACACCGGGCUGGCUUCGAGUGGAAUGAGGAUGGGGCAGGAACCGCCCCCAGCCCUGGGGGCCAGCCUGCCCGCCUCACCUUUCCCCUGGACUAUCAUCUUAACCAACCUUUCAUCUUUGUACUGAGGGACACAGACACAGGGGCCCUUCUCUUCAUAGGCAAAAUUCUGGACCCCAGGGGCACCUAAUGCUCCAGUUUAAUGUUCAAAUACCCUGGGAGAAGAAAGCCCAGGGGGACGGCAGGUUAUACAUUACAUGAAGGCUGCCCCUAUACUGUUUCAGUGUAUACUUUGCAAUAAAAGAGAUUUAGCUUUAACUUUUGUUA